AUGUUGUACGAACAGCAACAGUUUGAGCAGCCGAAGAUGAAGAUGGAUAUGAGGAAGAAGACGGAGAGGAGCAAAAGCAUAGAGGAAGAGAGGCUUGAAAUAGUUGACUUGAGUGGCAUGUCCUUGGAGUCCCUUCCCAACCCAUCUCUUAAUUUAGCUACCAUUUGCAAGUUGGACCUCUCUAAUAACAAUCUUCAGAAUAUUCCAGAGUCCUUAACGGCGAGACUGCUGAAUGUGGUGGUGUUGGACGUGCACUCCAACCAGCUUAGGUCACUCCCGAAUUCCAUUGGUUGCCUCUCUAAGCUAAAGGUUUUGAAUGUCUCUGGCAACCUCAUCGAAUACCUUCCCAAAACAAUUCAGAAUUGCAGAGCUUUAGAAGAACUGAAUGCAAAUUUCAACAAGUUGAGUCAGUUGCCAGAAACAAUAGGGUUUGAGCUCAUAAACCUAAAGAAGCUAGCAGUGAACUCCAACAAGCUAGUGUUCCUUCCUCGUUCCACAUCUCACCUCACAUCUCUGAAGGUUCUAGAUGCACGCUUGAACUGUCUCAGGUCUCUCCCAGAAGACCUUGAGAAUCUCAUCAACCUUGAAACCCUAAACGUGAGUCAAAACUUCCAGUACCUUGAUUCUCUUCCUUAUUCCAUAGGACUCCUCUUGUCACUGGUUGAACUUGACGUUAGCUACAACAAGAUCAAGUCCUUACCUGAUUCCAUUGGAUGCCUCAAAAAGCUCCACAAGUUAAGUGUUGAAGGGAACCCCCUCAUUUCACCACCUUCAGAAGUUGUAGAGCAAGGAUUGCAUGCGGUGAAGGAGUACCUGUGCCAGAAGAUGAACGGGGCCAAUCAGAGCCCAACAAAGAAGAAAUCAUGGAUGGGAAAGUUGGUUAAGUAUGGAACCUUCAAUGGAGGUAUGAGAAGUAGGGCCCGUGAACGUGAAGAACGUGAGGCUUUCAUUGUGCCUGAGUAUAAUAGAUCCAUUGAUGGUCUUGCUUCGCCACGUUACAUGGGAAUGUUUUCACCUCGUCGACUCUUCUCGCCCCGUAAUUACUUCAGUAAUUGAGGGUUAACAUUAAUUGUCUUUUUUUAUAACCCUGUUUAAUUAAUUAAUAAUAUUGCCCAUUCAGUAUGAGUGAGUAGUUUUGCUUGCAGUUUCAAAAUUACAGCAAUUUCCGGAUGUUAUAAUAUUAUGAACGUGUGUCCUUACUUUACUGGUUAGGUUGUACUUAUAAUGGUAAUGGUGUUGAGCUUCUGAAAGUUUGUAAGCCAUAGACCUGG
Molecule: messenger RNA, 1271 nt
Organism: Gastrolobium bilobum
Lineage: Eukaryota; Viridiplantae; Streptophyta; Magnoliopsida; Fabales; Fabaceae
Product: plant intracellular Ras-group-related LRR protein 6-like
Exons: 3
Coding region: 1-1056 (351 amino acids)
Molecular function (GO): protein binding
Source: RefSeq, a predicted model, not a curated record